Molecule: messenger RNA, 4187 nt
Organism: Anguilla rostrata (American eel)
Lineage: Eukaryota; Metazoa; Chordata; Actinopteri; Anguilliformes; Anguillidae
Product: sushi domain-containing protein 6-like
Exons: 9
Coding region: 257-1717 (486 amino acids)
Biological process (GO): DNA damage response
Source: RefSeq, a predicted model, not a curated record
AGCCAGAGCGAGGCAACCCGUAGAGUUGGACAAAUGCGAGGGUGUUUAUUUCCGCUAUUGCCGUUUGCCUGUGAAUCGAGGCAGCGACAGAACUCGUCACUCUUUGUUAACGGAUAACAAUCUCAAAUACCGUCCUGGGUUAUUAUCUUGGGGUAGCUACAUGUCGCGACAGUGAGUGACGAGCGGGGGGACCCCGAAGCAGGUCGUUGUGUUGGUUCAGCCCCGGAGGACUCCCUCCCUGCAGCCGCAGUGAAAGAUGUGCGAUGGAAUGGUAGCGGCCGAAACGAGAGCCUCGGUCCCCGCCUCUCCUGCCGACAGACUGCUUCUCUCCCUGCUCUUCUUCCUGGCCGUCGUCUCCCCAGGACAGGCGUCAGAAUGCGUGAGGCCCCCCAGCGUUCAGCACAGCUGGGUGAACCUGACAGAGACCAACCGGGGCUCCUUCCCUCUGGGCACGCUGCUGCAGUACAGCUGUGACUCGGGCUACAUGCUGGACGGGCCCAGCACCAUCUCCUGCACCGCAUCAGGCCGCUGGUCCGCCGACCCGCCCCACUGCGUACGCACCAACGUCUGUCGGCCGCCCUUUGAGCCCGAGAACGGAGGGUACACCUGCCACCCGUCCCCCUGCCACCGGCUCACCCCGGGCACCGUGAUCGAGUACUUCUGCGACGAGGGCUACGUGCUCAAGGGGGACUACAAGUACCUCACCUGUCAGAAUGGGGAGUGGGACUCCCCCAUGCAGAUCAGCUGUGUCCUGGACACAGAGCGAGGAUGCGCGAGGCCCCCCAGCGUUCAGCACAGCUGGGUGAACCUGACAGAGACCAACCGGGGCUCCUUCCCUCUGGGCACGCUUCUGCAGUACAGCUGUGACUCGGGCUACAUGCUGGACGGGCCCAGCACCAUCUCCUGCACCGCAUCAGGCCGCUGGUCCGCCGACCCGCCCCACUGCGUACGCACCAACGUCUGUCGGCCGCCCUUUGAGCCCGAGAACGGAGGGUACACCUGCCACCCGUCCCCCUGCCACCGCCUCACCCAGGGCACCGUGAUCGAGUACUUCUGCGACGAGGGCUACGCGCUCAAGGGGGACUACAAGUACCUCACCUGUCAGAAUGGGGAGUGGGACUCCCCCAUGCAGAUCAGCUGCCACCCUGUCCAAGAGCGGGACCUGCCCUCGCCUUUGGGAAUGCCCACGCUGCCCAUCGUGGCCUCCACUGCCAGCUCGGUGGCCCUCAUCCUCCUCCUCGUAGUCCUCUUUGUGCUGCUGCAGCCCAAACUCAAGUCCUUCCAGACCAGCAGACGGGAGCAGGGCGUGCCCGGCCAGCCCGUGUCCAUCGUGGUGGAGGGCGUCCAGGUGUCCCUGCCCUCCUACGAGGAGGCGGUGUACGGCAGCGGGACCGCCGCCACCCCUGCCCCGCCCUCGGAGUCCCGCGUGCAGAUCGUGCUGUCGGAGGGGGCGCAGGGGGAGGGGACUCAGGCCCAGGCCGAGAGCAGUCUCCCCUCCACCUCCUCCGGUCAGUCCGAAAUGGUGCUGGUUCACCAGGUGCCCUCCUCUUCCUCCUGCUCCUCCUCCUCCUCCUCGUCCUGGGCCCCCGAGCAGGCUGGCGCCUCGGGCCCCCGCCCCCAAAGGCGGGAUUCGUACAGCGGCGACGAGCACUGCCUCCUGUCCCUGGCCUCUGUGGAAGACCUGGCUGAUGAUAUUCCCUUAUUAAAGGAAGCCUGAAGUCUUCUGCCGCCGCUGAAUCGCACUGGACCCUCCCUGCUGCUGCCUCCUCUGUCUUUGUUCUGAAAUAUUGGAAGCUAAGCUCUUCUCUUAACCCCCCCCUCCCAAAUCAAAGUAGCCACAAACACACAGAUGUCCCCCUUCACAGUUUCUGCAGUUUCCCCCCCCCCUUUAGAGGCGUUACAUGUGCAAGCAGCUCACUGAAGUACCAGACGUCGAGUGGCUUCACAUCAGACGUGUAUAUACAUGUAUGCGCACACUUAAUGAUUUUCUAUGUUUUCUUAUAGUGCGUCUCACACCCAACGGUGUGGGCACUUUUAACCUGCAUCAUGAACAAGACAAGAGCCCUUUAGAAAACUCAGCUCGCGGAGGUUCGUCCGAUACAUUGGCCACGGAGUUUUCAGAUCGUUAUUCCGCGACCAAUCAGAAAUUUUCUGGGUUUUUUUUUUCGAGCCGAGGCCGUUUCGCCAUCCGUGAAGUGAUCGUUUGAUUGAUAAUGCCUCGAUUUGCCAGGCGCUAUCCCCGGCGGCGCCAUCCAGCCACCUCUUGCUGCAUGUUCUGUGUAUUUUCACAGUGGAGCGCUCUGAACUCGCAGAGCUGUACGCUAUCAAAGAUGCAUGAAGGCCUGCAGCCCUCCAUGCCUACUGGAGGCGCUAGUCAUGCUAACGCGCCGCGGCGCACUGUCGCAGUGGGGAAUUCAGUGAUCAGUACGGAAGGCAUUUCUGUGGUAUUUGACUCAGCUUUUCCUAGGUUAGCGAUUGUGUCGUGCUGCCCAUUGUUCUGGUUGUUUUUCGGUGAAUAUAGUCUGCUCGUCUGUGUGUUUGUUAGUGGUGGCACCCCAUGCCUUUUCUGCAACGAAGAGCACUGUGUACGGCGUGGGCUUCAGGCUUGUAAAAUGCCCAAAACGGCUGAGAGCAGAAUCAUUUGGUGUGUUUAACUUGAACUGUAUACGCACCAUUAGUUUCAUGUGUCACACUUUGUUUUGUUUUGGUUUUUUUAAAUCGGUGAUGCUUGUCACUGUGUCAGGCUGCUGUCUGUCUCGAGCCAGAGAGAAAGGCAGUGCCUUAAGAGAGGCUGAGGGAACUCUGUACCCCCUCAUCUACAAAAAAAAAACAUAAACUGUGGCCCAAGUAUGGGGACUUUCUCAGUGGUGUUACUUCGUCAUCUUAAAUGGCUCAUCUUACAAGCCUGUUCACUAAGCAUGUCUAAGGUGUGUUCCUCCACUUAAUUUCCAGUUCGAUUAUUUGAAAACUUAACUGUGAGCUUGAUGUGCAUUCGUUCUUAAGAUAAAAUGUAAUUCGUCCUUGUUAAAAAAUUGAAGGUGAUUGAACGUCACCACGUCCUGAACAGGGCGAUGUCGUCUUGCGGCACUGUAACCAAGAGCGUUUAUACAGCCACUAAUGGAAACUGGAGUUUGUUGCAAGAAAGAUUAUCGGUUUUUGUUUUCCAUUUGCUGCACUUCUUGGAGGCAGAUGUCAGAAAGAAUGCACAUGCCUAAAAUAAUCCAUACUCUGCUUUCCCCCAGUAAUUUGUCAUUUUUGUCACACUUGUUUUUUUUAAAAAAGCUACUCCAGCUUCUUGGUUUCAAAUUUGCCGAGAAGGUAAGGAUGUCCAGGAGGGUAUUUAUUUGACCUCUUGCUGGCGCAGAACUCUGCUUCCUGUUGCAUGCCUGCUCAGACGGGGGCAAAGCAAAGGGCGCUUUGGCCGGAUGGUUCCAUUUCCCAUUAGUCAUUAAUCCUUUUAUGAGGCAGGCUUAAGAUAUUGCCUUAAGGUUUGCUUUUGCUUUGUUUAUUUUACGACAGUAUGAUGUGCACAAACACGUUUCUGAUGUCUGUAUUGUCUUACAGAGGACGAGAAGAGGAUGUAAUUCCACUGUCUCAGCAUCGCCUUACAUUUCUAUGCACAAGCAUGGUCUGUGGGAUAAAUAUUUUUAUUUUCAGUUUACCGUAUUACAUUACAUUUUUUGUGACGUCGGUAACAAGUCUCUUCAGAGAUUUUGAUUAAUCGCAUAAAGACGUUUUUUUAUUUUUUUGUUACGUUUUAAAAUAAUUAAAUCUUAAUUUACAGGAAAAUCACAGAAAGAAAAUCUGUUCGUUUUUCUGCUAUUGUGUCGACUAUUCUUGCGUCCAGAAUGCUGUUGUACGGCAGUGCUUCCUGCAGUUCUUUAAUAGGAGAGAACAGGGCUUUUUAAAACUGCUUUCUUUGAAUUAAAUUUUCUUUGCACCUUUGCGUGUCGAAAACAUGGUACUUUGAACUGCUAAAAUGGAUUGAAUGACAACAAUGGAACCAAAAGAAAUCGUGCAAGUCCUUAAAGAUUGUUUAUCAUUUAUUUUUCUGUUUUUGCUGUCCUUUGGAAAUCUGUACAUUGCAAUGGGUGUGAAGAUAGUAUUUUAAUAUUUGUAUAAAGUUUAAUUUAAUUGUACACUGUACAUAACUAUUUCUAAUUAAAGUUUUCUUUGGAAGUGUGCAA